AAAAUUUGGUUAUAUAAAGCCAUCGAUAUGCAAUUCUGGAUGAUCAAAGAUUGGGCCAUGGACUUUUCCGCACGUGGUACAAUUACGAAUCAAUGGAAACCUACAUGGCGAGAAGAGACAGAUGCAACUUCAAGCUCUAUAAAGAGGUUGAUAAUAAUAAUAAAUGCGAAAAUGAGAAAAUUGGAAGUUCUCCUCAUAAAGACGGGAAUUUUGACUUUAGUAUUACAAUCGGAUGAUUCACAGGUACUUCAAUUAUUUCAUGAUAAUUAA
Molecule: messenger RNA, 270 nt
Organism: Funneliformis mosseae
Lineage: Eukaryota; Fungi; Glomeromycota; Glomeromycetes; Glomerales; Glomeraceae
Source: the annotation of a GenBank genome assembly